This is a messenger RNA of Dendroctonus ponderosae (mountain pine beetle), 710 nucleotides long. RefSeq lists its product as uncharacterized. Bases 94 to 600 code for a protein of 168 amino acids. NCBI's taxonomy places the organism in Eukaryota, Metazoa, Arthropoda, Insecta, Coleoptera, Curculionidae. The transcript has 4 exons. The record is from RefSeq and is a predicted model, not a curated record.
AAAUUUGAAGGAAAAAUUGUUAUUUGAGGAAUGUGUGUUUUGUCGUGGCCGCGACCCACCAAAUUCUACUCAGUUUCACAUUGAAGAAGCCACAUGGCGUCAUUCAAACUUCAAACAAUGUCCUGUCCGCUGGCCAGCAGGGAACUCUUUCAGUCUCCAAUUUGCCGUUGGACUGGAACAUCCCAGAUGGUUAACGGCCAUCUUCAGGAGCAUACUGACUUGGUUCUAGAGCCGCUCCAGUUUGAAUGGCCGGAGAUCGGACAGAACAAGGUGUUUUUUAGCAAAGUUGACCAUCACAUCGUCACCGUGGCGAUCAAGUACCAAAGGGAAAACAAAUUUCUUUGCCACGCGUCGAUUAACGACACCGAGCUGGAAACUCUCUUCUACAAAUAUGAACUGGAGCUGACCACCGAUUAUAAGUUAAGCUCAAUAAUAUUUAGGGGCCUUAGGCUGCAAUCCCUACCGAACAUGAGCCACGACUUUAACACGCCCACAAACCGCCUGCAGGUGGACAUUCAACACCUGCCCGAAAUGAUUCGGAAGUCUAAGAAAAUCAUCGCCAUUGUGCGGAUAGUGAGGAUGAAUGGAUGUCCACCUUAAAAUGUCCCGUUUGUAACAAGUUUAUGUUUGGUCCCAUCUUCAGUUGCAACUCACGUUGACUGUUGAGGACAUUGUCUUUUUAUUGUAUCAAUAAAAAUUAUUACUCUCUA